CGGGGAGCAGGAGGAAGGCGCUGGCGGGCAGUGAUGGCGGCGGGUGAUGGGGACGUGAAGCUAGGCACCCUGGGGAGUGGCAGCGAGAGCGGCAGCGACGGCAGCAGCGGGAGCCCAGGCGGCGCGGGAGCGGCAGCGGAAGGGGGCGGCUGGGCGGCGGCGGCGCUGGCGCUUCUGACAGGGGGCGGGGAGAUGCUGCUGAACGUGGCGCUGGUGGCGCUGGUGCUGCUGGGGGCCUACCGGCUCUGGGUGCUCUGGGGGCGGCGGGGUCUGGGCGCGGGGGCGGGGGCGGGCGAGGAGAGCCCCGCGGCGUCCCUGCCGCGCAUGAAGAAGCGGGACUUCAGCUUGGAACAGCUGCGCCAGUACGACGGGUCCCGCACCCCGCGCAUCCUGCUCGCGGUCAAUGGGAAAGUCUUCGACGUGACCAAAGGCAGCAAGUUCUACGGCCCCGCGGGGCCAUAUGGAAUAUUUGCUGGUAGAGAUGCCUCCAGAGGACUAGCAACAUUUUGCCUAGAUAAGGAUGCACUUAGAGAUGAAUAUGAUGACCUCUCAGAUUUGAAUGCAGUACAGAUGGAGAGUGUUCGAGAAUGGGAAAUGCAGUUUAAAGAGAAAUAUGAUUAUGUAGGCAGACUCCUAAAACCGGGGGAAGAACCUUCAGAAUAUACAGAUGAAGAAGAUACCAAGGAUCACAAUAAACAGGAUUGAACUUUGUAAACAACCAAAGUCAGGGGCCUUCAGAACUACAAUUCUUAUUCCCUUUCACAGAAUGUCCAGUGUCUUUUGGUUUGAUUGACCUGCUGCAAAAAAUAUUUGACAGAUUGUGUACAAGAUAAAUGAGUCUCACUCUGAAGAUUUGAAUACUAGACAUUAUGUACGCUGCCAGACUCAUUUGUGGCACUUGUUUGUAAUGCCUGGUGGCGCUUCAUCAUCCUGAAAAGGAAGAAAGUCAGGAGGUUACUUUUAGCUCCCCUCCUCCCCCUCCUUCUUUUCUCUUCCUUCCACCUCCUCCUCCAUCCCCUAUCCCCUAUCUUACUUUCUUCUCUCUCCUCCUUUCUCCUUUUCUUUUUCUCCAAAAUACAUCAGAGACAACCAGAUACGUAUUUACUACUCAAAUGUACAAAUCUCCUCAGCAAACAGCAAGGGACUAUUACUUCACAUGCUAUGUUUUUAUUUUAGCAUUGAAGAGGUUACCUGGGCAGAGGAGGUGGGAGUUGCACAUUAAUUUGAGUAGUUUAGGCUACUGAAACAUUAAAAUGUGAAUUCCCAAACUGUUCUUUUUUGGGCUUUGUCAGGGAAAAGGAAACAAGGGAUUUCAAGUGGAUUGAAGUCAAGGAAAUUCCUCCAAGAUCAUUUCAAACCAGUUUUAUCCCUUCCCUUCCUUCCCCUAGAUCAAAUCAAUAUUAAUUGUGCCUUAUUUCACUUCCAUAGACUUGAAUUAUUUUUAGGGAAAGCCCCUAUAUGAAUUUGAAGUCACUACAAACAGCAUUGAGACUGAAGUUGGAAUAUUCUGUUGACCCACAAAACCUUGAUGUCAUUCUGUGUAUAUAGAAUGUAAAAGGAAUAUUCAGUGUUAACUGCCAUAUUAUGUUGAUAUACACAAACUUAAUUAGCAUUGUGAUGCCAAAUGCAUUCCCCCAUGCUUUCUCUUUUAAAAAAAAAAAAAUUGGAAAUCACAUCAACAGCCCUUAGCCCCUUACAGCUGCCUAAUUCUAGGAGUCUGACACUCACAUCUCAUGGGAGUGGGUCUGUGGGGCUGCAGUAUGGAUGUCUGUGUGGGUGUGUGUGGGUGUGUGUGAGAGUGCCUUGGAAGGGACUCUUUCUGCAGAUAUUGUAAAUAUAAGUACCGAUUUAAUAAAGCAUGUAAAAUAAACCAAAAUAAGCUUGAGUUGGAUUUUAUAUGCAAAACUGUAAGCCAGUGCAUUGUGAUAUGGGAAUAAGAUUGUGCAUUUGAUUCAAGAUGAGGAAAACUCUUGGAAAUGAAAAGCAGGCACUGGUUAACCAAGUUGUACACAUUGUACCACAUUCAGUGUAACUUUAGGAAGAAAUUCCACUUUUGUGGAACAUUCUUAAGAGAUCUGAGAUUAUUCAGGUAAGAGUUCAUGUAUAAAAGUGUACAUAUUUUUACUUUAUAUUUUGAUGCCAACUGAUUAUAUUGGAAAUAACAGCACUCCAGGCACUAGUUGUGAAACAAAACAGUAAAGGAUAUUGUACUGAUUAAUACUAAAUUUUUUCCUUAUUAGGUUGAAAAGAUCCUUACUAAAAGCCCUAAAUAUGUCAAUCAUAUGAUUUCAUCAUGACUAUGUAAGUUCUUGAUUGAGGACAAGUCACACCAAAAAGCAAUUCUAUUUAAGUCAUCAGUUAAAGAAAAGACUUCUGUUUAAUAAGUAUAAAAUAUAUAAAAGCCAUCAAAGAAAGGGCAACUUUGAACUGCAACAAUAAGCUAAAGUGUAUAAAAUACUAUAUUCUAUUUAAUCUUGUAAUGUUUUGUGGGAAAUUAUCUUUGGUCAGAUCUUGGCUAAAGAAUGGUUGUGAAGACUUAAAGAGUGUUGGGAAAUGCUUUGUGUAUUUAUGUAUUUUCUUUAAAAGUUUGUUAAAGUACAUGUCCUCUGUAGUAAACUGAUAUGUGUGUGUGUGUAUGUGUAUAUGUGUGUGUGUGUGUGUAUAUGAAUUAUUUGAGCCUACAGUUCAAUAAUAAACCUGCACUUGUUAAUAGAGAAACCCUAAAUAUUCAUAGGGUAAAAAUGAUGUGGUCUGGUAAGAAAAAUGAGUAAUUUUGUGUUUUGGACUUUAAAUAAACUGUUCUAUAGAUAAUCCCUUAA
This is a messenger RNA of Heterocephalus glaber (naked mole-rat), 2819 nucleotides long. RefSeq names its product progesterone receptor membrane component 2 (gene Pgrmc2). The record is from RefSeq and is a predicted model, not a curated record. Gene Ontology annotation, cellular component: endomembrane system; endoplasmic reticulum; membrane. NCBI's taxonomy places the organism in Eukaryota, Metazoa, Chordata, Mammalia, Rodentia, Bathyergidae.